Messenger RNA from Miscanthus lutarioriparius, 696 nucleotides. NCBI's taxonomy places the organism in Eukaryota, Viridiplantae, Streptophyta, Magnoliopsida, Poales, Poaceae. The record is from the annotation of a GenBank genome assembly.
AUGGCCUUGCGAGCCGGUCGUCCUCAUCUUUCCCCUCUCCUCUCUCUCCUGCUGUGGCGCUCAUGGUGCUCGUGCCGUGUGUCGGUGGGUCUCGGCGGUGUUACGGAUCCAGCCAACCGACGCCGCAGAGCUGGACUACUCUGCUUCGGCGCAAGGACGCCUCCAUCCGUUUUGGGGCAAAGACGCCACAGGUCAAGCUCCACCACCUCCCGCCGGAGCUGGACGAAGGCCGACGAGGAUGAGGAAGGCUUCGUGGUGGUGGUGGUGGUGGCGUCUCGACGAACUCCGACCAAAUGCGGUCGGCGCCAGCAGCGUCGGAGGCGGAGGAUUUGGGGGAUUGGGGUCCUGCUCGAGGUGGAGCUCGUCGGUGGGAGGUCAAGCGGCGUCAGGACGGGAACAGCGGGACGGGAGGUGGAGCUCGUCGGCGGGAGGUCAGGCGGCGUCAGGGCCGAAAUGGCGGGGCGGGAGGUGGAGCACGUCGGCGGGAGGUCAGGCGGCAUCAGGGCCGGAACGGUGGGGCAGGAGGUGGAGCUCGUCGGCGGGAGGUUAGGCGACGUCGGGGCGGGAGGUGACGAACUGCUGGUGCUCGGCGCGGGAGGUGAGCUGAGCAAGACGAACGCUAAGCCAAGCCUGGCUCCAGGCGUUUCCAGGAAGCCACCCUGGCCGUACAGAUUGGGCUUGUGGAAGCCUGGCUAG